Aphanomyces invadans is the source of this 525-nucleotide messenger RNA. RefSeq lists its product as hypothetical. The transcript has a single exon. NCBI's taxonomy places the organism in Eukaryota, Oomycota, Saprolegniomycetes, Saprolegniales, Verrucalvaceae. The record is from RefSeq and is a predicted model, not a curated record. Bases 1 to 525 code for a protein of 174 amino acids.
AUGCCCGAGGCAAGCAACCAAGAUGAAGUGGAUGGACCGCGCGGCGUCAUGUCCAAGUCGGACCUGAUGGCGUUCCUGCGAGACCCGACUGUGACCGCUUCGUCCAUUCGAACCCACGUCGCGACCGGGCGCAUCGACGCAAUCGCAGUGCUGGCCAUAUCCCACCGCGAGCUGGUCGACGCCAAGGUGCCACCCCUGGCCGUGCGCAUGCUGUUCAUUUCCGCGAUGGCCGCAACGCAGCCCACGCAACACACUCCAUCCAAAGCCCCGCCGUCGAUCCUUCCUCCCCCAGGGUUCUCGGCGCUGUCCAUCGCGACCACCGACACCCAUCCGUUGAAGCAUGACAGCCACGUCCGCGCCACGUCGCCCCAACGAUCCCCCGUCAUCCCGUCCAAGCCCGGUGCCGCCACCGCCUUGUUCCCUCGAGCUGGCCACCACCGCCCAGACCAACACGUGCCGGACAACCAGUACGAGCGCGAGAUGGAGCGCAUUUCGAACCAAAUGACGAGGAAUGUGCUCGACUAG